Messenger RNA from Lichtheimia ornata, 1728 nucleotides. RefSeq lists its product as uncharacterized. Gene Ontology annotation, molecular function: glycosyltransferase activity. Gene Ontology annotation, biological process: protein N-linked glycosylation. The transcript has 2 exons. The record is from RefSeq and is a predicted model, not a curated record. Bases 1 to 1728 code for a protein of 575 amino acids. Gene Ontology annotation, cellular component: Golgi membrane. Lineage: Eukaryota; Fungi; Mucoromycota; Mucoromycetes; Mucorales; Lichtheimiaceae.
AUGAAACAACCCAUCAUCCCAACGAAUGGUACCAUGGCAACUCGAAUGCUUCGUAUCAUCGGGCCCCUGUGUCUACUCGCUUUCAUUCUUUUGUAUGUGUAUUUCUCUACUUCAACACCUGCGCAACAAAUGACACUACAGCCGGAGAACAAUGAAAUUGGUUCAUCACCCAAAGAGACAUUAUUGGCACCUGUAUCCCAGCAACACUACGACGACGACGAAAACAACAACAAUGAAAAUGUCGAACCCAGACCCACUAUCAACACAAUCGCUGUGGAGGAAGAGGAGGAGAAGGAGAACAAUGAUGACAUACCAGAUGAUAACAAUAAUAACAACAAUGAACCUCGCCAUUAUGGCUAUGUUUUGAUUAUUGCUUCAGAACCACAUCAACAAUCACGGCGUGCUCUUAUUCGUGAAAAGUAUUUUGGAUUACAAAACAAUCUUGUGCCAUGCAUGGAGUACGACACCGAUAUCUAUUACAAGUUUUGGAUAUAUGGUAAAACUACUACUACCGAUGCGCAGCAGCUUGAAUUGGAAAGCGUUGAAUGGAACGACAUUGUACAAACAAACGAGGCAGGCUUUGAUCAAGAAAAACUUUUGAAAUGGGCAUCUCGAGAAUUGAUGGUGACGUAUGAUUAUUUAAUUAUGCAAGACAUCCAUACCUUUAUUCAUCUACCCACCAUCAAGCGAGAAUUGGACGCGGGCUUAAUUGGUGAUGACAGUGAUCAGCCUUAUGUUGUUAGCACCGAACAACCUCUCAACUUGGUUUGGGGCAGCUUUACAGGUCGUAAGGUGGACAAGCAAGCAGCCGUUAUUGGUGCCACGGCGACAGAGGUGCUUUUAAACAAUCAACAUCAGCAACGCCGUCUUGCGCGUCGAUCCAUGCAUUUCUUGACCAACAUGUAUUGGUAUUAUCGAGCCGUUGCCAAGGACUUGAUGGAGGAAACGGAUGCUACGCUUGGCCCUGAAGAAGCGAUUGAAGAACAAGCACGCAUUAUCCCAUCCUUUGUGCGUCAGAAUUUCAUGAUGCAAUGGGAAAACAAUAUCGAGUCGGUGCAAGGACAAGGCUGUGUGGUAGCCAAUGUAUUACAGGAUGAUGAUUUUCGAGAAUUGGCAAGCUGGACUCGUUUACGAUCACUUCCCGUUUGCGUACAUCAUCGAAGCAGUGGCUAUUAUUAUCAUCAGGAACUCGUUGUGAUCACCCCAUCAUCGUCAUGUGCAAAGAAGGAAAUGAUUGAAAACAAGCGUGUUUAUGCAUUGCGCCACGGCUACGUUUUUGUCGCACGGUCAGCCGAAUUUACCCAGCAACCACUCAAAGGUCGUGAUAAUGCAUGGGGCAUGAUCGAUGUCAUGGAAAAGGCAUUGCCAAAAUACAAGUGGUUGCUAUGGCUCGAUCCAAAAGUUAAAGUGCAAGACAUGGAACAGCCGAUACUAUCCUCCACAAGAGAAGAAGAUAAUAAUAACAUGGAUGGUGGUAUGUAUGAUCUGGUGAUGGAUGAACAAGGAGGCAUUGUUUUGCUACGCAACUCGGUAUGGGCAAAGCAGUUCCUACGUGAUGUACAGCUACAAAAAGAUCAUGAUCCCGUCACUGCCAUGACCCUUGUAUUACAGCAACCUAACAACAAAGAGCAUGCAUUGGUGUUGGAGGAUUUUGGAACGUAUACAGGAGGAGCAAGUAGCCAAUUUGCUACCUAUUCAGACGACGACGACGAAUGCCGUAAAAGAUGA